Messenger RNA from Ipomoea triloba (trilobed morning glory), 564 nucleotides. Its product is annotated as agamous-like MADS-box protein AGL29. The record is from RefSeq and is a predicted model, not a curated record. The transcript has a single exon. Gene Ontology annotation, biological process: positive regulation of transcription by RNA polymerase II. The coding region runs from base 1 to 564 and encodes 187 amino acids. Gene Ontology annotation, molecular function: RNA polymerase II cis-regulatory region sequence-specific DNA binding; protein dimerization activity; DNA-binding transcription factor activity, RNA polymerase II-specific. NCBI's taxonomy places the organism in Eukaryota, Viridiplantae, Streptophyta, Magnoliopsida, Solanales, Convolvulaceae.
AUGGGCAAAGGUAAGGCGAAGAUAGCGAUCAAGAAAAUCGAGUCUUUGCAGGCCCGCAAUGUCUGUUUCACGAAGCGCCGCAAGGGGUUGUUCAAGAAGGCGGCGGAGCUCGGGCGCCUCUUCCCCGAAGUUCGAAUCGCUGCUGUUGUCUUCUCUCCUGCAGGAAACCCAUACGUGUUUGGUGAUGUUUCGGAGAUGGAGAAGCUGUUGGCCAUGGAGGAAUCAAGAAACGAACUGUUAACAUCUGAAGAAACAGAAAAAGGAGAAGAAGAAAACGCGGGUUCUGAUCCGGUGGUGGAAGUUACGGCGGCUUUGAAUACUUCGGAUUCUACUCCGCAGGAAAUCACUGAGAGUGGGGAUAUGGCUUUGAAUCCUUCAAUCGUAAGUGAUUUUACUAUGAAGGAAGUUACUGAGAAUAAGAAUGCCAGGUUUUGUGUUCAAGAUACCACUUUUGCUUCUUCUUCUCAUUGUCUGGAGAUGCCCAUUGUAGAUUCUGAUUUCUUGGCAGCCGAUUUUGAUGGAUUUGAUGAAGAAGGGUUUGUCAAUCAGUUUUUCAAUUUUUGA